CGGCGCGCUGACGUCAAAGUGCGGCGCGCGGCAGAGACGGGCCGGGGGCUUAGAGCGCCAUGAGUAAAGCGCACCCACCCGAGCUGAAAAAGUUCAUGGACAAGAAGCUGUCGUUGAAGCUGAACGGCGGCCGGCACGUGCAGGGCAUCCUGCGGGGCUUCGACCCAUUCAUGAACCUGGUCAUCGACGAGUGCGUGGAGAUGGCACCAGGCGGGCAGCAGAACAACAUCGGCAUGGUGGUGAUCCGAGGGAACAGCAUCAUCAUGCUGGAAGCUUUGGAACGAGUAUAAAUCCCUGGAAAACCCCAAAUCCCGACCCACCAGCUCCAUUCCCUCAUCCAAGACGCCGCUCACAAGUGUACAAGUAUUUUGGGUUUUGUUAUUAAAUCAAUUUUGUAAUGGUUGACCUAAUUC
This is a messenger RNA of Pseudopodoces humilis (Tibetan ground-tit), 413 nucleotides long. RefSeq names its product small nuclear ribonucleoprotein polypeptide G (gene SNRPG). NCBI's taxonomy places the organism in Eukaryota, Metazoa, Chordata, Aves, Passeriformes, Paridae. Gene Ontology annotation, biological process: mRNA splicing, via spliceosome; spliceosomal snRNP assembly. Gene Ontology annotation, cellular component: SMN-Sm protein complex; U12-type spliceosomal complex; catalytic step 2 spliceosome. Gene Ontology annotation, molecular function: RNA binding. The record is from RefSeq and is a predicted model, not a curated record.